AUGGAUUAUACUCCUGAGCCCAAUGCCACAACAGUUACUGAUUACUACUAUCCUGAUGUCUUCCCAAGUCCCUGCGAGGUGGGACUUGGCACCUGGAGCAGCAAGUUGCUGCUUGUCACUAUUUACUGCCUCCUGUUUGUCUUUGGUCUUUUGGGAAACAGCCUCGUCAUCUUGGUCCUCGUGGCCUGCAAGAAGCUGAGGAGCAUCACAGACAUCUACCUGUUGAACCUGGCCUUGUCUGAUCUGCUUUUUGUCUUCUCUUUACCCUUCCAAGCCUACUACCAGCUGGACCAGUGGGUGUUUGGAAAUGUAAUGUGCAAAGUGGUCUCUGGCCUUUAUUACAUUGGCUUCUUCAGCAGCAUGUUCUUCAUCACCCUCAUGAGUCUGGACAGGUACCUGGCUAUUGUCCAUGCUGUGUAUGCCAUGAAAGUGAGGACAGCCAGGGUAGGCACUGGCCUGAGCCUGGCAGUAUGGCUGGCCACUGUUCUGGUCACCAGCCCAUUGUUAGUAUUUUACCAAGAGGCCACUGAAGAUGGCUUUCUAAAGUGUUACUCAUUUUAUAAUGAGGAGGCUUUGAAGUGGAAGAUCUUCACCCACUUUGAAAUUAAUAUCGUGGGCCUGCUGGUCCCAUUCACUAUCUUUAUGUUCUGCUAUGUCAGCAUCUUGCGCCACCUGAGGAAUUGCCAGAACCAGCAGAAGAACAGAGCCAUCAUGUUGGUGCUCAUUGUGGUAGUGGCAUCUUUGGUCUUCUGGGUCCCAUUCAACAUGGUCCUCUUCCUCACAUCCCUGCACAAUCUGCACAUCUUGAAUGGGUGUGGCAUCAGCCAGUGGCUGAGUUCUGCCACCCAUGUCACAGAGACCAUUUCCUUCACUCACUGCUGUAUGAACCCUGUUAUCUAUGCUUUUGUGGGCGAGAAGUUCAAGAAACACCUCUUAGAAUUAUUUCAGAAAAGUUCCAACCACAUCCUUCUCUACAUAGGAAGACCAUUUCCCAGGGAGGGCUGGGAAAAGUGCUCUUCCUCCCACCAGCGCUCCUCCCACUCCUCCCGCUCCUCCAGCAUGGACUACAUCUUGUGA
This is a messenger RNA of Octodon degus (degu), 1077 nucleotides long. RefSeq names its product C-C motif chemokine receptor 8 (gene Ccr8). Gene Ontology annotation, biological process: positive regulation of cytosolic calcium ion concentration; immune response; chemotaxis. Gene Ontology annotation, molecular function: C-C chemokine receptor activity. The transcript has a single exon. Gene Ontology annotation, cellular component: membrane. The record is from RefSeq and is a predicted model, not a curated record. The coding region runs from base 1 to 1077 and encodes 358 amino acids. Lineage: Eukaryota; Metazoa; Chordata; Mammalia; Rodentia; Octodontidae.